AUGUCCACGUCCGCUUUCCAUCACCCCGCCCCAUUCUCUUGCUUUCCAUCACCCCGCCCCGUUCUCCCGCUUUCCAUCACCCCGACCCAUUCUCCUGCUUUCCAUCAUCUCGCCCCAUUCUCCCGCUUUCCAUCACUCCGCCCCAUUCUCCCGCUUUCCAUCAGCCCGCCCCAUUCUCACUCUUUCCAUCACCCCACCCCAUUCUCCCUCCGUCCAUCACCCCGCCCCAUUCGCCUGAUUUCCAUCGCCCCGCCCAAUUCUCCCGUUUUCCAUCACCCCGCCCCAUUCUCCCACUAUCCAUCACCCCGCCUCAUUAUCCCGCUUUCCAUCACCCCGCCCCAUUCUCUUGCUUUCCAUCACCCCGCCCCAUUCUCCCGCUUUCCAUCACCCCGCCCCACUCUCCCGCUUUCCAUCAUCCCACCCCAUUCUCCCUCCUUCCAUCGCCCCGCCCCUUUCUCCCGCUUUCCAUCGCCCCGCCCACUUCUCCCGCUUUCCAUCACCCGGCCCCAUUCUCCCGCUUUCCAUCACCCCGCCCCAUUCUCCCGCUUUCCAUCACCCCGCCCCAUUCUCCCAAUCUCCAUCACCCCACCCCAUUCUCCCUCCUUCCAUCACCGCGCUCCAUUCUCCCUCCUUCCAUCACCCCGCCCAAUUCUCCCGCUUUCCAUCACCCCGCCCCAUUUUCCCGCUUUCCAUCACCCCGCCCCAUUCUUACUCUUUCCAUCAUCCCAUCUCAUUCUCCCUCCUUCAAUCACCCCGCCCCAUUCUCCCUCUUUCCAUCACCCCGCCCCAUUCUCCCGCUUUCCAUCACCCCGCCUCAUUCUCCAUGCUUCCAUCACCCCGCCCCAUUCUCCCUCCUUCCAUCACCCCGCCCCAUUCUCCCGCUUUCCAUCACCCCGCCCCAUUCUACCGCUUUCCAUCACCCAGCCCCAUUCUCCCGUUUUCCAUCACCCCGCCCCAUUCUCCCGCUUUCCAUCACCCCGCCCCAUUCUCCCGCUUUCCAUCACCCCGCCCCAUUCUCCCGCUUUCCAUCACCCCGCCCCAUUCUCCCUCCUUAGCCCCGCCCCAUUCUCCCUCCUUCCAUCACCCCGCCCCAUUCUCACUCCUUCCAUCACCCCGCCCCAUUCUCCCGCUUUCAAUCACCCCGCCCCAUUCUCCCGCUUUCCAUCACCCCGCCCCAUUCUAACGCUUUCCAUCAACCCGCCCCAUUCUCCCGCUUUCCAUCACCCCGCCCCGUUCUCUUGCUUUCCAUCACCCCGCCCCAUUCUCCCGCUUUCCAUCACACCGCCCCAUUCUCCUGUUUUCCAUCACCCCGCCCCAUUCUCCCACUUUCGAUCACCCCGCCCCAUUCUCCCGCUUUUCCUCACCCCGCCCCAUUCUCCCGCUUUCCAUCACCCCGCCCCAUUCUCCCGCUUUCCCUCACCCCGCAACCAGUCUCCCGCUUUCCAUAGCCCCCCCCCCAUUCUCCCGCUUUCCAUCACCCCGCCCCCUUCUCCUGCUUUCCAUCAUUCCUCCCCAUUCUCCGUCCUUCCAUCACCCCACCCCAUUCUCCCUCCUUCCAUAAACCCACCCCAUUCUCCCGCUUUCCCUCACCCUGCCCCAGUCUACUUCUUUCUAUCACCCCGCCCCACUCUCCCGCUUUCCAUCACCCCGCCCUAUUCUCCCUCCUUCCAUCACCCCGCCCCAUUCUCACUCCUUCCAUCACCCCGCCCCAUUCUCCCGCUUUCAAUCACCCCGCCCCAUUCUCCCUCCUUCCAUCACCCCCCCCCCCUUCUCCCUCAUUCCAUAACCCCGCCCAAUUCUCCCACUUUCCAUCACCCCGCCCCAUUCUCCCGCUUUCCACCACCCCGCCCCAUUCUCCCGCUUUCCAUCACCCCGCCCCAUUCUCCCGCUUUCCAUCACCUCGCCCCAUUCUCCCGCUUUCCAUCACUCCGCCCCAUUCUCCCGCUUUCCAUCAGCCCGCCCCAUUCUCACUCUUUCCAUCACCCCACCCCAUUCUCCCUCCGUCCAUCACCCCGCCCGAUUCGCCUGAUUUCCAUCACCCCGCCCAAUUCUCCCGUUUUCCAUCACCCCGCCCCAUUCUCCCACUAUCCAUCACCCCGCCUCAUUAUCCCGCUUUCCAUCACCCCCCACCAUUCUCUCGCUUUCCAUCACCCCGCCCCAUUCUCCCGCUUUCCAUCACCCCGCCCCAUUCUCCCGCUUUCCAUUAUCCCACCCCAUUCUCCCUCCUUCCAUCGCCCCGCCCCUUUCUCCCGCUUUCCAUCGCCCCGUCCCAUUCUCCCGCUUUCCAUCACCCGGCCCCAUUCUCCCACUUUCCAUCACCCCGCCCCAUUCUCCCGCUUUCCAUCACCCCGCCCCAUUCUCCCAAUCUCCAUAACCCCGCCCCAUUCUCCCUCCUUCCAUCACCCCGCCCCAUUCUCCCUCCUUCCAUCACCCCGCCCAAUUCUCCCGCUUUCCAUCACCCCGCCCCAUUUUCCCGCUUUCCAUCACCCCGCCCCAUUCUUACUCUUUCCAUCAUCCCAUCUCAUUCUCCCUCCUUCAAUCACCCCGCCCCAUUCUCCCUCUUUCCAUCACCCCGCCCCAUUGUCCCGCUUUCCAUCAACCCGCCUCAUUCUCCCUCCUUCCAUCACCCCGCCCCAUUCUCCCUCCUUCCAUCACCCCGCCCCAUUCUCCCGCUUUCCAUCACCCCGCCCCAUUCUCCCGCUUUCCAUCACCCUGUCCCAUUCUCCCGCUUUCCAUCACCCCGCCCCAUUCUCUCGCUUUCCAUCACCUCGCCCCAUUCUCUCGCUUUCCAUCACCCCGCCCCAUUCUCUCGCUUUCCAUCACCCCGCCCCAUUCUCUCGCUUUCCACCACCCCACCCCAUUCUCCCGCUUUCAAUCACCCCACCCUAUUCUCCCGCGUUCAAUCACCCCGCCCCAUUCUCCCUCCUUCCAUCACCCCGCCCCAUUCCCCCUCCUUCCAUCACCCCGCCCCAUUCUCCUGCUUUCCAUCACCCCGCCCCAUUCUCCCGCUUUCCAUCUCCCCGCCCCAUUCUCCCGCUUUCCAUCACCCAGCCCCAUUCUCCCGCUUUCCAUCACCCCGCCCCAUUCUCCCUCCUUCCAUCACCCCGCCCCAUUCUCCCUCCUUCCAUAACCCUGCCCCAUUCUCCCGCUUUCGAUCACCCUGCCCCAUUCUCCUACUUUCCAUCACCCUGCCCCCUUCUCCCGCUUUCCAUCACCCCGUCCCAUUCUCCCUCCUUCCAUCACCCCGCCCCGUCCUCCCUCCUUCCAUCACCCCGCGCCAUUCUCCCUCCUUCCAUCACCCCGCCCCAUUCUCCCGCUUUCCAUCACCCCGCCCCAUUCUCCCGCUUUCCAUCACCUCGCCCAAUUCUCCCGCUUUCCAUCGCCCCGCCCCAUUCUCCCUCCUUCCAUCACCACGCCCCAUUCUCCUGCUUUCCAUCACCCCGCCCCAUUCUCCCGUUUCCAUCACCCCGCCCGAUUCUCCCGCUUUCCAUCACCCCGCCCCAUUCUCCCGCUUUCCAUCACCCCGCCCCAUUCUCCCGCUUUCCAUCACCCCGCCCCGUUCUCCCGCUUUCCGUCACCCCGCCCCGUUCUCCUGCUCUCUGUCACCCCGCCCCGUUCUCCCGCUCUCCGUCACCCCGCCUCAUUUUCCCGCUUCCCAUCACCCCGCCCCAUUCUCCUUCCUUCCAUCACCCCGCCCCAUUCUCCCUCCUUCCAUCACCCCGCCCCAUUCUCACUCCUUCCAUCACCCCGCCCCCCCGCCCCAUUCUCCCUCCUUCCAUCAACCCCCCCUUUCUCCCUCCUUUCAUAACCCCGCCCCAUUCUCCCGCUUUCCAUCACCCUGCCUCAUUCUCCCGCUUUCCCUCACCCCGCCACAGUCUCCCGCAUUCCAUAACCCCGCCCCAUUCUCCCGCUUUCCAUCACCCCGCCCCUUUCUCCCGCUUUCCAUCACUGCCCCCCAUUCUCCCUCCUUCCAUCACCCCGCCCCAUUCUCCCGCUUUCCAUCACCCUGCCCCAUUCUCCCGUUUUCCAUCACCCCGCCCCAUUCUCCCACUUUCCAUCACCCCGCCCCAUUCUCCCGCUUUCCAUCACCCCGCCCCAUUCUUCCGCUUUCCAUCACCCCACCCCAUUCUCCUGCUUUCCAUCACCCCGCCCCAUUCUCCCUCCUUCCAUCACCCCGCCCCAUUCUGCCCCAUUCUCCCUCCUUCCAUCACCCCACCCCAUUCUCCCGCUUUCCACCACCCCGCCCCAUUCUCCCGCUUUCCAUCACCCCGCCCCAUUCUCCCGCUUUCCAUCACUCCGCCCCAUUCUCCCGCUUUCCAUAAACCCGCCCCAUUCUCCUGCUUUCCAUCACCCCGCCCCAUUCUCCCGCUUUCCAUCACCCCUCCCCAUUCUCUUGCUUUCCAUCACCUCGCCCCAUUCUCCCGCUUUCCAUCACCCCGCCCCAUUCUCCCGCUUUCCACCACCCCACCCCAUUCUCCCGCUUUCCAUCACCCUGCCCUAUUCUCCCGCGUUCAAUCACCCUGCCCCAUUCUCCCUCCUUCCAUCACCCCACCCCAUUCUCCCUCCUUCCAUCACCCCGCCCCAUUCUCCCGCUUUCCAUCACCCCGCCCCUUUCUCCCGCUUUCCAUCACUGCCCCCCAUUCUCCCUCCUUCCAUCACCCCGCCCCAUUCUCCCGCUUUCCAUCACCCCGCCUCAUUCUCCCUGCUUCCAUCACCCCGCCCCAUUCUCCCUCCUUCCAUCACCCCGCCCCAUUCUCUCGCUUUCCAUCAACCCGCCCCAUUCUCCCGUUUUCCAUCACCCCGCCCCAUUCUCUCGCUUUCCAUCACCCCGCCCCAUUCUCCUUCCUUCCAUCCCCCCGCCCCAUUCUCCGGCUUUCCAUCACCGCGCCCCAUUCUCCCGCUUUCCAUCACCCCGCCCCAUUCUCCCGCUUUCCAUCACCCCGCCCCAUUCUCCCGCUUUCCACCACCCCACCCCAUUCUCCCGCUUUCCAUCACCCUGCCCUAUUCUCCCGCGUUCAAUCACCCUGCCCCAUUCUCCCUCCUUCCAUCACCCCACCCCAUUCUCCCUCCUUCCAUCACCCCGCCCCAUUCUCCCGCUUUCCAUCACCCCGCCCCUUUCUCCCGCUUUCCAUCACUGCCCCCCAUUCUCCCUCCUUCCAUCACCCCGCCCCAUUCUCCCGCUUUCCAUCACCCCGCCUCAUUCUCCCUGCUUCCAUCACCCCGCCCCAUCCUCCCUCCUUCCAUCACCCCGCCCCAUUCUCUCGCUUUCCAUCACCUCGCCCCAUUCUCCCGUUUUCCAUCACCCCGCCCCAUUCUCUCGCUUUCCAUCACCCCGCCCCAUUCUCCUUCCUUCCAUCACCCCGCCCCAUUCUCCCGCUUUCCAUCACCGCGCCCCAUUCUCCCGCUUUCCAUCACCCCGCCCCAUUCUCCCGCUUUCCAUCACCGCGCCCCAUUCUCCCGCUUUCCAUCACCCCGCCCCAUUCUCCCGCUUUCCAUCACCCCGCCCCAUUCUCCCUCUCUCCCGCUUUCCAUAGCCCCGCCCCAUUGUACCGCUUUCCAUCAUCCCGCCCCCUUCUCCUGCUUUCCAUCACCACACCCCAUUCUCCCGCUUUCCAUCACCCCGCCCCAUUCUCCCUCUUUCCAUCACCCCGCCCUAUUCUCCCGCUUUCCAUCACCCCGCCCCAUUCUCCCGCUUUCCAUCACCCCGCCCCAUUCUCCCGCGUUCCAUCACUCCGCCCCAUUCUCCCGCUUUCCAUCACCCCGCCCAAUUCUCCUGCUUUCCAUCACCCCGCCCCAUUCUCCCGAUUUCCAUCACCCCGCCCAAUUCUCCCGCUUUCCAUCACCCCGCCCCAUUGUCCCUCCUUCUAUCACCCCGCCCCAUUCCCCAUUCUCCCUCCUUCCAUAACCCUGCCCCAUUCUCCUGCUUUCCAUCAACCCGCCCCAUUCUCAUACUUUCCAUCACCCCGCCCCAUUCUCCUGCUUUCCAUCACCCCGCCCCAUUCUCCCUCCUUCCAUAACCCUACCCCAUUCUCCCGCUUUCCAUCACCCCGCCCCAUUCUCCCUCCUUCCAUCACCCCGCCCGAUCCUCCCUCCUUCCAUCACCCCGCCCCAUUCUCCCUCCUUCCAUCACCCCGCCCAUUCUCCCGCUUUCCAUCACCCCGCCCCAUUCUCCCGUUUUCCAUCACCCCACCCCAUUCUCCCGCUUUCCAUCACCCCGCCCCAUUCUCCCUCCUUCCAUCACCCCGCCCCAUUCUCCCGCUUUCCAUCACCCUGCCCCAUUCUCCCGCUUUCCAUCACCCCGCCCCAUUCUCCCGCUUUCCAUCACCCCGCCCCAUUCUCCCUCCUUUCACCACCCCGCCCCUUUCUCCCGCUUUCCAUCACCCCGCCCUAUUCUCCCGAUUUAUAUCACCCCGGCCCAUUCUCCCUCCUUCCAUCACCCCGCCCCAUUCUCCCUCCUUCCAUCACCCCGCCCCAUUCUCCCGCUUUCCAUCACCCCGCCCCAUUCUCCCUCCUUCCAUCACCCUGCCCCAUCCUCCCUCCUUUCAUCACCCCGCCCCAUUCUCCCGCUUUCAAUCACCCUGCCCCCCCCGCCCCAUUCUACCGCUUUCCAUCAUCCCGCCCCCUUCUCCUGCUUUCCAUCACCACACCCCAAUCUCCCGCUUUCCAUCACCCCGCCCCAUUCUCCCGCUUUCCAUCACCCCGCCCUAUUCUCCCGCUUUCCAUCACCCCGCCCCAUUCUCCCGCUUUCUAUCACCCCGCCCCAUUCUCCCGCGUUCCAUCACUACGCCCCAUUCUCCCGCUUUCCAUCACCCCGCCCAAUUCUCCUGCUUUCCAUCACCCCGCCCCAUUCUCCCGCUUUCCAUCACCCCGCCCAAUUCUCCCGCUUUCCAUCACCCCGCCCCAUUCUCCCUCCUUCUAUCACCCCGCCCCAUUGUCUCGCUUUCCAUCAUCCCGCCCCAUUCUCCCGCUUUCCAUCACCCCGCCCCAUUCUCCCACUUUCCACCACCCCACCCCAUUCUCCCGCUUUCCAUCACCCCACCCUAUUCUCCCGCGUUCAAUCACCCCGCCCCAUUCUCCCUCCUUCCAUCACCCCGCCUCAUUCUCCCCCCUUCCAUCACCCCGCCCCAUUCUCCCUCCUUCCAUCACCCCGCCCAAUUCUCCCGCUUUCCAUCACCCCGCCCCAUUCUCCCGCUUUCCAUCACCCUGCCCCAUUCUCCCGCUUUCCAUCACCCCGCCCCAUUCUCCCUCCUUUCAUCACCCAGCCCCAUUCUCCCUCCUUCCAUAACCCUGCCCCAUUCUCUUGCUUUCCAUCACCCCGCCCCAUUCUCCUACUUUCCAUCACCCCGCCCCAUUCUCCUGCUUUCCAUCACCCCGCCCCAUUCUCCCUCCUUCCAUAACCCUGCCCCAUUCUCCCGCUUUCCAUCACCCCGCCCCAUUCUCCCUCCUUCCAUCACCCCGCCCCAUCCUCCCUCCUUCCAUCACCCCGCCCCAUUCUCCCUCCUUCCAUCACCCCGCCCCAUUCUCCCGCUUUCCAUCAAUCCGCCCCAUUCUCCCUCUUUCCAUCACCUCGCCCCAUUCUCCCGCAUUCCAUCGCCCCGCCCCAUUCUCCCUCCUUCCAUCACCACGCCCCAUUCUCCUGCUUUCCAUCACCCUGCCCCAUUCUCCCGUUUCCAUCACCCCGCCCCAUUCUCCCGCUUUCCAUCACCCUGCCCCAUUCUCCCGGUUUCCAUCACCCCGCCCCAUUCUCCCGCUUUCCAUCACCCCGCCCCGUUCUCCCGCUUUCCAUCACCUCGCCCCAUUCUCCCGCUUUCAAUCACCCCGCCCCAUUCUCCCUCUUUCCAUCACCCCGCCCCAUUCUUCCUCCUUCCAUCACCCCGCCCCAUUCUCCCUCCUUCCAUCACCCCGCCCCAUUCUCCCGCUUUCCAUCACCCCGCCCAAUUCUCCCGUUUUCCAUCACCCCGCCCCAUUCUCCCGCUUUCCAUCACCCCGCCCCAUUCUCCCUCCUUCCAUCACCCCGCCCCAUUCUCCCGCUUUCCAUCACCCCGCCCCAUUCUCCCGCUUUCUAUCACCCCGCCCCAUUCUCCCGCUUUCCAUCACCCCGCCCCAUUCUCCCUCCUUCCACCACCCUGCCCCAUUCUUCCGCUUCCCAUCACCCCGCCCCAUUCUCCCGAUUUUCACCCUGGCCCAUUCUCCCUCCUUCCAUCACCCCGCCCCAUUCUCCCUCCUUCCAUCACCCCGCCCCAUUCUCCCGCUUUCCAUCACCCCGCCCCAUUCUCCCUCCUUCCAUCACCCUGCCCCAUCCUCCCUCCUUCCAUCACCCCGCCCCGUUCUCCCGCUUUCCAUCACCCCGCCCCUCUCCCGCUUUCUAUAGCCCCGCCCCAUUCUCCCGUUUUCCAUCACCCCGCCCCCUUCUCCUGCUUUCCAUCACCGCACCCCAUUCUCCCGCUUUCCAUCAUCCCGCCCCAUUCUCCCUCCUUCCAUCACCCCUCCCCAUCCUCCCUCCUUCCAUCACCCCGCCCCAUUCUCCCUCCUUCCAUCACCCCGCCCCAUUCUCCCGCUUUCCAUCACCUCGCCCCAUUCUCCCUCCUUCCAUCACCCUGCCCCAUUCUCCCUCCUUCCAUCACCCCGCCCCAUUCUCCCGCUUUCCAUCACCCCGCCCCAUUCUCCCUCCUUCCAUCACCCUGCCCCAUCCUCCCUCCUUCCAUCACCCCGCCCCAUUCUCCCGCUUUCCAUCACCCCUCCCCAUUCUCCCGCUUUCCAUCACCCCGCCCCAUUCUCCCUCCUUCCAUCACCCUGCCCCAUCCUCCCUCCUUCCAUCACCCCGCCCCAUUCUCCCGCUUUCCAUCACCUCGCCCCAUUCUCCCGCUUUCCAUCGCCCCGCCCCAUUCUCCCUCCUUCCAUCACCACGCCCCAUUCUCCUGCUUUCCAUCACCCCGCCCCAUUCUCCCGUUUCCAUCACCCCGCCCCAUUCUCCCGCUUUCCAUCACCCUGCCCCAUUCUCCCGCUUUCCAUCACCCCGCCCCAUUCUCCCGCUUUCCAUCAUCCCGCCCCGUUCUCCCGCUUUCCAUCACCUCGCCCCAUUCUCCCGCUUUCAAUCACCCCGCCCCAUUCUCCCUCUUUCCAUCACCCCGCCCCAUGCUCCCUCCUUCCAUCACCCCGCCCCAUUCUCCCUCUUUCCAUCACCCAGCCCCAUUCUCCCGCUUUCCAUCACCCCGCCCAAUUCUCCCGUUUUCCAUCACCCCGCCCCAUUCUCCCGCUUUCCAUCACCCCGCCCCAUUCUCCCUCCUUCCAUCACCCCACCCCGUUCUCCCGCUUUCCAUCACCCCGCCCUAUUCUCCCGCUUUCCAUCACCACGCCCCAUUCUCCCGCUUUCCAUCACCCCGCCCCAUUCUCCCUCCUUCCACCACCCCGCCCCAUUCUCCCGCUUCCCAACACCCCGCCCCAUUCUCUCGAUUUACAUCACCCCGGCCCAUUCUCCCUCCUUCCAUCACCCCGCCCCAUUCUCCCUCCUUCCAUCACCCCGCCCCAUUCUCCCGCUUUCCAUCACCCCGCCCCAUUCUCCCUCCUUCCAUCACCCUGCCCCAUCCUCCCUCAUUCCAUCACCCCGCCCCAUUCUCCCGCUUUCCAUCACCCCGCCCCGUUCUCCCCCUUUCCAUCACCCCGCCCCAUUCUCCCGCUUUCCAUCACCCCGCCCCAUUCUCCCGCUUUCCCUCACCCCGCCCCAGUCUCCCGCUUUCCAUAGCCCCGCCCCAUUCUCCCGUUUUCCAUCACCCCACCCCCUUCUCCUGCUUUCCAUCACCGCACCCCAUUCUCCCGCUUUCCAUCACCCCGCCCCAUUCUCCCGCUUUACAUCACCCCGCCCCAUUCUCCCGCUUUCCAUCACCCCACCCCAUUCUCCCGCUUUCCAUCACCUCUCCCCAUUCUCCCGCUUUCCAUCACUCCGCCCCAUUCUUCCGAUUUCCAUCACCCCGCCCCAUUCUCCUGCUUUCCAUCACCCCGCCCCAUUCUCCCGCUUUCCAUCACCCCGCCCCAUUCUCUAACUUUCCAUCACCUCGCCCCAUUCUCUCGCUUUCCAUUACCCCGCCCCAUUCUCCCGCUUUCCAUCACCCCGCCCCGUUCUCCCGCGUUCCAUCACCUCUCCCCAUUCUCCCGCUUUCCAUCACUCCGCCCCAUUCUUCCGCUUUCCAUCACCCCGCCCCAUUCUUCCUCCUUCCACCACCCCGCCCCAUUCUCCCGCUUCCCAACACCCCGCCCCAUUCUCUCGAUUUACAUCACCCCGGCCCAUUCUCCCUCCUUCCAUCACCCCGCCCCAUUCUCCCUCCUUCCAUCACCCCGCCCCAUUCUCCCGCUUUCCAUCUCCCCGCCCCAUUCUCCCUCCUUCCAUCAACCUGCCCCAUCCUCCCUCCUUCCAUCACCCCGCCCCAUUCUCCCGCUUUCCAUCACCCCGCCCCGUUCUCCCCCUUUCCAUCACCCCGCCCCAUUCUCCUGCUUUCAAUCACCCCGCCCCAUUCUCCCGCUUUCCCUCACCCCGCCCCACUCCGCAACAUUCUUUCGCUUUCCAUCACCCCGCCCCCUUCUCCUGCUUUCCAUCCCCGCACCCUAUUCUCCCGCUUUCCAUCACCCCGCCCCAUUCUCCCGCUUUCCAUCACCCCGUCCCAUUCUCCCGCUUUCCAUCACCCUGCCCCAUUCUCCCGCUUUCCAUCACUCCGCCACAUUCUCCUGCUUUCCAUCACCCCGCCCCAUUCUCCCGCUUUCCAUCACCCUGCCCCAUUCGCCCGCUUUCCAUCACCCCGCCCCGUUCUCCUGCGUUCCAUCACCCCAUCCCAUUCUUCCGCUCUCCAUCACCCCUCCCCAUUCUCCCUCCUUCCAUCACCCCGUCCCAUUCUCCCUCCUUCCAUUAACCCGCCCCAUUCUCCCUCCUUUGAUCACCCCGUCGCAUUCUCCCGCUUUCCAUCACCCCGCCACAUUCUCCCGCUUUCCAUCACCCCGCCCCAUUCUCCCUCCUUCCAUCACCCCACCUUAUUUUCCCUCCUUCCAUCACCCGCCCCAUUCUCCCGCUUUCCAUCACCCUGCCUCAUCCUCCCGCUUUCCAUCACCUCGCCCCAUUCCCCCGCUUUCCAUCACCCCGCCCCAUUCUCCCGCUUUCCAUCACCCCGCCCCAUUCUUCCGCUUUCCAUCACCCCGUCCCAUUCUCCCGCUUUCCAUCACCCCGCCCCAUUCUCCCGCUUUCUAUCACCCUGCCCCAUUCUCCCCCUAUCCAUCACCCCGCCCCAUUCUCCCGCUUUCCAUCACCCCGCCUCAUUCUCCCUCCUUCCAUCACCCCACCCCAUUCUCCCUCCUUCCAUCACCCCUCCCCAUUCUCCCGCUUUCCAUCACCCCGCCCCAUUCUCCCGCUUUCCCUCACCCCGCCCCAGUCUCCCGCUUUCCAUAGCCCCGCCCCAUUCUCCCGCUUUCCAUCACUCCGCCCCUUCUCCUGCUUUCCAUCACCGCACCCCAUUCUCACGCUUUCCAUCACCCCGCCCCAUUCUCCCGCUCUCCAUCACCCCAUCCCAUUCUCCCGCUUUCCAUCAUCCCGCCCCAUUCUCCCGCUUUCCAUCACUCCGCCCCAUUCUCCCGCUUUCCAUCACCCCGCCCCAUUCUCCCGCUUUCCAUCACCCUGCCCCAUUCGCCCGCUUUCCAUCACCCCGCCUUGUUUUCCCGCUUUCCAUCACCCCGUCCCAUUCUCCCGCUCUCCAUCACCCCUCCCCAUUCUCCCUCCUUCCAUCACUCCGUCCCAUUCUCCCUCCUUCCAUCAACCCGCCCCAUUCUCCCUCCUUUGAUCACCUGCCUCAUUCUCCCGCUUUCCAUCACCCCGCCACAUUCUCCCGCUUUCCAUCACCCCGCCCCAUUCUCCCUCCUUCCAUCACCCCACCCUAUUUUCCCUCCUUCCAUCACCCCGCCCCUUUCUCCCGCUUUCCAUCACCCCGCCUCAUCCUCCCGCUUUCCAUCACCCCGUCCCAUUCCCCCACUUUCCAUCACCCCGCCCCAUUCUCCCGCUUUCCAUCACCCCGCCCCAUUCUUCCGCUUUCCAUCACCCCGUCCCAUUCUCCCGCUUUCCAUCACCCCGCCCCAUUCUCCCGCUUUCUGUCACCCCGCCCGAUUCUCCCGCUAUCCAUCACCCCGCCCCAUUCUCCCGCUUUCCAUCACCCCGCCUCAUUCUCCCUCCUUCCAUCACCCCGCCCCAUUCUCAAUCCUUCCAUCACCCCUCCCCAUUCUCCCGCUUUCCAUCACCCGGUCCCAUUCUCCCGCUUUCCAUCACCCUGCCCCAUUCUCCCUCCUUCUAUCACACCGCCCCAUUCUCCCGCUUUCCAUCACCCCGCCCCAUUCUCCUGCUUUCCAUCACCCCACCCCAUUCUCCAUCUUUUCAUCACCCCGCCCCAUUCUCCCGCUUUCCAUCACCCCGCACCAUUCUCCCUCUUUCCAUCACCCCGCCCCAUUCUCCCUCCUUCCAUAUCUGGGAGAAGGGGAUGGAAUCUGGGAGAAGGGGAUGGAAUAUGGGAGAAGGGGAUGGAAUCUGGGAGAAGUGGGUGGAAUCUGGGAGAAGGGGAUGGAAUUUGCGAGAAGGGGAUGGAAUCUGGAGAAGGGGAUAGAAUCUGGGAGAAGGGGAUGGAAUCCGGGAGAAGGGGAUGGAACCUGGGAGAAGGGGAUGGAAUCUGGGAGAAGGGGAUGGAAUCUGGGAGAAGGGGAUGGAAUCUAGGAGAAGGGGAUGCAAUCUGCGAGAAGGGGAUGGAAUAUGCGAGAAGGGGAUGGAAUCUGGGAGAAGGGGAUGGAAUCUAG
Closterium sp. NIES-65 is the source of this 12816-nucleotide messenger RNA. The record is from the annotation of a GenBank genome assembly. NCBI's taxonomy places the organism in Eukaryota, Viridiplantae, Streptophyta, Zygnematophyceae, Desmidiales, Closteriaceae.